UUUCCUGUUUAGCCAUUUUACACGUGAAUCACAACUGCAGUCAAUUACCAGUCAAUUGACCGCCGAUUGUCAUCAAAGACCCGAUAAAAAUGGUUGUCCAACCACUCUAUAGACCGCAUAUUAUCAAGAAGCGAACCAAACGGUUCCGCCGCCACCAAUCGGAUCGCUAUAAGAAACUAACACCCAAUUGGAGAAAACCUAAGGGUAUUGACAACAGAGUUCGCCGACGAUUUAAGGGUCAGAUAUUGAUGCCGAAGAUUGGUUACGGAUCAGACAAAAGGACACGUCAUAUGUUGCCCAACGGCUUCCGAAAAGUUUUGGUUCAUAAUGUAAAGGAACUGGAAGUGUUGAUGAUGACCAAUAGAAGAUACUGUGCUGAGAUCGCUCACGCCGUGUCGUCCCGUAAGCGCAAAAGUAUCGUCGAAAGGGCCAAACAGUUGGCCAUUCGGUUGACAAAUCCGAACGCAAGAAUCCGUAGCGAAGAAAAUGAAUAAAUUAAUUUGUCUUUUGAUUAUUUUGAUUAUUAAGUAAAAGUUGAAUAAAAAGUGUUUAAUUAAA
Molecule: messenger RNA, 558 nt
Organism: Oppia nitens
Lineage: Eukaryota; Metazoa; Arthropoda; Arachnida; Sarcoptiformes; Oppiidae
Gene: RpL32
Product: 60S ribosomal protein L32-like
Exons: 3
Coding region: 90-494 (134 amino acids)
Biological process (GO): translation
Cellular component (GO): ribosome; cytosolic large ribosomal subunit
Molecular function (GO): structural constituent of ribosome; protein binding
Source: RefSeq, a predicted model, not a curated record